UAAAACAUCAGGAAGUACGGAAGACAGGCGAAGACCGAAACCCCACAGGUUGAAGUUUUACUCGCAGGUUUUGCCUUAUUUAACAGGUUCUUUACGGAGUAUCUUUAAAAUUUUCAUCGUCUAAUUGUUGGAUAUACGAAGAGACGCCUCAAGAUGCCGUCAAUGGAAAACCAUCUCUUCAAUCUGAAGUUUGCCGCCAAAGAGCUUAACAGAAAUGCUGCAAAAUGCGACAAAUUGGAAAAAGUAGAGAAGGGUAAAGUUAAAAAGGCCAUCCAGAAGGGGAAUAUGGAAGUAGCAAGAAUCCAUGCAGAGAAUGCCAUCAGACAGAAGAACCAGUCUGUGAACUUCUUAAGGAUGAGCGCUCGGGUUGAUGCAGUGGCAGCAAGGGUCCAAACUGCAGUUACAAUGAACCAGGUGUCAAAAUCUAUGGCUGGAGUGGUGAAAGGAAUGGACAAAGUCCUUUGUUCCAUGAAUCUGGAAAAGAUUUCAGCUCUCAUGGACAAAUUUGAGCACCAGUUUGAAACCCUUGACGUUCAGACAUCCCAGAUGGAAGACACCAUGAGCAGCACUACAACACUCACAACACCACAGAACCAGGUGGACUCUCUGAUGCAUGAAAUGGCUGACGAAGCAGGACUGGACCUGAACAUGGAGCUUCCUCAGGGACAGACUGGAUCAGUGGGUACCAGCGUGGCCUCUGCAGAACAGGAUGAACUGUCCCAAAGACUCGCCAGACUCAGAGAUCAAAUGUAAAAGACGAAUGUGGAGGACUCACACCUUAACGCAGUGGCCUGGAGUGCCCUCACACUACCUGAAUAUUUUACUCCCAAAUAUUGUUUAUUCACAUUUUGUCUUUCCUUCCCUCUUUAUCUCAUUUGUGUCUGUAGAAGAUCUACUGAUCGUGACUUCUUCUUAUUCUGUGACUGUUUUAUUCAUUCAGUACCAUUCUGUAAACUAACACUGAUGAUGGUGAUGGAAAAAUUAUAUAUAUUUACACAGUUACCUAUGAGAAAGCUAAAAACAGAAUCGUUUCAUUUGUGUACUUGAGGACGCACCAUUUUGAAGUGAGCCUCUGUUGAAGGCAAAGUUGAUAUACUUGUGGUGUAUUAGCUCAAAAAUGUUCACCACAGAAUUUGACAUUUGAUUCUUCUGUGCAUUACUACAUGUGCAUAUGUGUAUGCGUUUUGUCCUGGAGUGUGACAGACCCCGCUCUUCACUCUUAAGUUGACUUGUGUUGAUUUGUUGUGUUUCUGACAAAUACUCUGCAAAGAUAUGACUGAAGGAUCAGCUUGUGUGUUUGCCUGAUCAUCAAUGAUUUCACCAAUCAUUUGGGAAUCAGUUACACUUCUGGGGUUUCUUCAGUUAGUGAACAAUAAAAUUUUAUAAUACUUUUA
Messenger RNA from Cheilinus undulatus (humphead wrasse), 1394 nucleotides. RefSeq names its product charged multivesicular body protein 1b-1. Lineage: Eukaryota; Metazoa; Chordata; Actinopteri; Labriformes; Labridae. Gene Ontology annotation, biological process: protein transport; late endosome to vacuole transport; endosome transport via multivesicular body sorting pathway. The transcript is spliced from 8 exons. The record is from RefSeq and is a predicted model, not a curated record. The coding region runs from base 154 to 753 and encodes 199 amino acids. Gene Ontology annotation, cellular component: ESCRT III complex; multivesicular body.